Molecule: messenger RNA, 462 nt
Organism: Drosophila subobscura
Lineage: Eukaryota; Metazoa; Arthropoda; Insecta; Diptera; Drosophilidae
Product: integumentary mucin C.1
Exons: 1
Coding region: 123-377 (84 amino acids)
Source: RefSeq, a predicted model, not a curated record
UGGGUUCGAUCACGUAUAAAAAGUGCGCUGUGGCCCACAGAUAGACACACUUCGAGUCGAGCAGCACUUCCAGCAGCAUCACAGCCCAAGUCCAAGCCCAAGCUUAAGACAAAUAUUCAAACAUGAAGUUCUUCGCAUUCCUCGCUGUCUUCGCUGCCGUCCUGUCGCUGGCCCGUGCACAGACUCCGACAGGCACUACAACCUCUCCAACAGCGACAUCGACAGCGCCAACACCCUCGUCGCCGACCACCACGACAACGUACACCUACACGACGUCGCCCACAACACCGACCACCACCCUCACCACCACCACAACCACCCCCAAGCCCUUCAAGCAGCAGCUCCUGUCGCUGCUGUUCAACAAGAAGACCGGAUAAGCAGCUGCCACUCUCCCGCCACCGAUCCCCCCUCCGAUUAGUACAAUGACAACAACAUAAUAAAAACAACAAACAAACAAACAAA